CCCGCGACCAUCUUUGUUGAUAAUCAAGCAGCCAUCCAAUCCGGUGAGAGCCAUAGAACGAAACCGGGCAGCUAUUUAGUAGAAAACUUUCGUAGGAUGACCAGGCAUCUAGCCAAGAAGAGACGCGAACGAGAGAUGAACUUUGACCUAACGGUCCGCUGGGUUCCCGGACACACAGGAGUAAUGGGGAACGAGUUAGCAGAUGUGGCAGCGAAAGAAGCAGCAGAGGGAGAGCAUCAGAACAGCGCAGUGAACCGCCUCCCCACCUACCUCCAAAACGAACCCCUGCCAGACAGCGUAUCCGCUCUGAAGCAAUGGCACGACAACGCACUGCAGAGAAGAUGGACUAAAGGAUGGGAAAGAUCGCCCCGAUACGCAAGGACCAAAAACAUAGAUCCAUCCCUACCCUCAAACAAAUUCAUCAAGCUCGUAGCCAACCUACAGAAACGCCAAACAAGCAUUUACACCCAACUCCGCACUCACCACCUCCCCCUUAAUCGCCACCUGCAUCGCCUCGGAAAAAGCAAGUCCCCACAUUGCCCACUAUGCCCCAACAUAGACGAAACCGUUCAUCAUUACCUAUUUGACUGCCCCCAAUAUGUCAGAGAACGCCACUUCCUCGCUAACUCACUCCGCCGUCAAGCAACCUCCAUCUCGUACAUCCUCACAUCCGAAAAGCUACUCAACCGCUCAUGCGCUACAUCAACUCCACGGGAAGAUUCAAGUCAACGUUUGGUGAGAUUUCGGACAGCUAAUAUGUAUUUCUACAAGUUCACGCACCUGCACAGUACACUACAACGCUACACUAACAUCAACCUUAACCUUAAUCACCUCCGAGACUGAAGGGAACCCUCGCUGGACGAGACGUCAAAA
This is a messenger RNA of Suillus clintonianus, 873 nucleotides long. RefSeq lists its product as uncharacterized. The transcript has a single exon. The coding region runs from base 97 to 843 and encodes 248 amino acids. Gene Ontology annotation, molecular function: RNA-DNA hybrid ribonuclease activity; nucleic acid binding. The record is from RefSeq and is a predicted model, not a curated record. Lineage: Eukaryota; Fungi; Basidiomycota; Agaricomycetes; Boletales; Suillaceae.